AUGACCGUAUACGCUUCGAGAAGACCAGAGCCCUAUAUCAAGGCCACAUGUGCAGAAUGCCGCAACGCCCUGGAAUUCCUUCCUGAAUCCGGUCUCAAGAAUCAAAAAGUCCAAGUCAAAUGCUGGUCCUGCGACAAGAUCUCUUCGUACGAGCUAGAUGCUUCAGGAAACGACAUUAAGAAGAACAACGGCAAAUCAGCUUCCCGAUCAUGGCAGAGGAAAGGAACAGAUGAAAAGCCUGUAUCAACCGAAUACUAUGAUCUGCUCGGUGUAUCCCCCUUGGCAACUCCUGAAGAGAUCAAAAAGGCAUAUCGCAAGAUGGCUAUCAAGUAUCAUCCGGAUAAGAAUCGGGACGAUCCGACUGCUGAGGAUAAGUUCAAGAAAAUAUCCGAGGCGUAUCAAGUUCUUUCAGAUCCCAAGUUGAGGAAAAAGUACAAUGAAUAUGGUGAAGAGAAGCCUGAAAAUGGAUUUAUGGAUCCUGAGGAGUUCUUCCGUCAAUCGUUUGGUGGAGAGAGAUUUGUGGAUAUCAUUGGCGAGAUUUCUAUUGGAAAGGAUAUGCGAGAAGCACUUGAAACAGCAGAGGAUGAGGAAGAGAAGAAUUUGACACCUGAACAAAAGGCCGAGCGAGAUGCACAAAAAGAGAAGCAGGAGCAGGAGCGUGCUGAGAUUCGAGCAAAGCGUGUGGAUUUCCUUGUUGGCAAGCUGAUCAAGAAGCUCAACCUAUAUACCGAAGAUGAUAUGACGCCUAGUCGACAAGCAGCUUUCACCAACAUUAUUCAAAUCGAAUCAGAGGACCUCAAAUACGAGAAUUAUGGCGUGGAAUUGCUACAUGCGAUCGGUGGAACCUAUAUCAUGAAGGCCAACCAGUAUCUUGGCAAGAACAUUGCAUUUGGAUUGGGCGGCAUGUUCCACACUGUGCGCGAAAAGGGGUACAUUUUCUCUGAGACAGUUGGCACACUACGCACUGCCCUUGAUUUGCAAUCGAGUUUCAGCGAGCUUCAAAAGGAAGAUUUAUCGGAAGAGCAACGUUCCAAGCUUGAAGAGGCAGCAGCACAAAAAGGUCUUGAGGCUAUUUGGCGAGGAUCCAAACUUGAGGUUGAAAGCGUGUUGCGUGAUGUGUGUGACAAGGUGUUGAGUGAUCCAUCCGUUUCAAAGGAGGUGCGCAAGAACCGUGCUUACGCGCUUAAAAUCAUUGGUGGCGUGUAUGUCAAGGUUCGCCCCGAUGUUUCCCCAAGUGAUAUCCCCAUAGAGAAUCCCUCAUCAUCAUCUAACAACUAA
This is a messenger RNA of Lichtheimia ornata, 1278 nucleotides long. RefSeq lists its product as uncharacterized. Bases 1 to 1278 code for a protein of 425 amino acids. The record is from RefSeq and is a predicted model, not a curated record. The transcript has 3 exons. Lineage: Eukaryota; Fungi; Mucoromycota; Mucoromycetes; Mucorales; Lichtheimiaceae.